AUGACAAGUAACGAGCAGGAUGCUUUGCUUUCGUCGUUAAUGCAAACUGUGAGGUCCUCCAGUGCUUUAGCUGCUCAGGAUAUUGAUUUCUACAGAAGUCUUGAUAGUGAUGUAAACAGCUCACUACAAGAUACCUCUUCUAAAAUGCUAUCCCUAAUCAACGAAGUUUUACUGUCGAUUGAUCCCAACAAUGAUACUAUAGAAGAGGGAAAAGAUGAGUUCCUUGACUCCUGGAAGUCUAUAAGUAAUAUCAUGGAUAACCUAUUUGAAAAGUCUGACCAUGCAUUGGAUAAUAUCAAAAACAAAACCAGCAACAGUGCUACAGAUUCUGGUUUCAAAUACCUAAAUGAUGAUGAUCGUUCCAAUUCCAAUCCAUCUAAGAGACUUGCGAAACCUCAACUUGAUUUCAAGAUACCUGUGGAUAACACUGAGUUACAUCCAUUCAAACCUCUAUUGAAAGAGAAACCAAAUAGUCUUAAACCACUAGAGCUCUCCUUGAAAAUGCUCCCAGAAGAAGAGAAUAUUCCAGCACACUAUCCAAAUCCUUAUGAAUAUGAGAUAGAAAACCAAAAAUAUGAUGAUUCUAUUCUUGUUCCACGAGAACCAAUCCCAUCAAGAGAUUGGGAUAACACAACCGCUAUAUGGGUCGAUACUGUAGAAGAGCUCACUAAGAUGAUAGAAGUUUUAAAGAAGUCUAAAGAAAUUGCUAUUGAUUUAGAACAUCAUGAUUAUCGUUCAUAUUACGGUAUAGUAUGUUUGAUGCAGAUUAGUGAUAGAGAGAAUGAUUGGAUUGUUGAUACCAUUGCUCUAAGAGAUGACCUUAAGGUAUUGAACGAAAUUUUCACUGACCCUGGCGUAGUAAAAGUUCUACACGGUGCGUUCAUGGAUAUUAUAUGGCUACAGCGUGACCUAGGAUUAUAUAUUGUUGGGCUAUUUGAUACAUACCAUGCUUCUCGUUUGUUAGGAUUCCCUAAACAUAGUUUGGCUUACCUAUUGGAAAGAUUUGCGAACUUCAAAACAUCAAAGAAGUACCAAUUAGCAGACUGGAGAAUUAGACCACUAUCAAAACCCAUGUUUGCAUACGCUAGAGCAGAUACUCAUUUCCUUCUCAAUAUUUUUGAUCAACUAAGAAAUAUGCUUCUGGAACAAAACAAAAUGUCAGAAGUUCUACACGAAUCUAGGAAAGUGGCUAAAAGAAGAUUUGAGUACAGUUCUUUUAGACCGAAAAUUGGCUCUCAGAAUGUUUACUCUCCGAUCGAAAGUGCAGAGCCAUGGAGAAAUCUCAUGUUCCAAUAUAACAUUCCUCCAUCAAAAGAACAACUUUUGCGUAAACUUUAUGAGUGGAGAGACAUGAUUGCCAGAAGGGAUGACGAAUCACCACGUUAUGUUAUGCCAAACCAACUUCUUGUUUCACUAGUAGCUGGGACACCAACAGAGCCUAUCAACGUACUAUCAGUUAGUUCUUACGUGUCCGAGCACGUCAGAAUGAAUUCAAAGGCCAUUGCCAACCUCAUCAAGAAAACUUUGGAAGAUAUGAAACAAGGUACCAGUGGAAAGAAAAACCCAUUAUCUGUUCCAUCUAUAUCUGAAGAGGGCGACAAAGAUUUAAGUGAAAUUCUCACAAUAUCACAGAUAAAAUCGAUACAGAAUAUGUUUAAUUCUGUGGCGAAGCAAAUAAAUGCAGGAAGUUCAGAGUCUAACGUUGACAUCAAUGUUCCCUCAUUACUAUUCAAUGGUGUCCCAAAUGCGGAAUAUAAUUCGGCUGUUGUUUACACUUCAAAGGGUAAAACUGUGGUGACAAAGGACGAGCUCUCAAAGCGUCAAAAACUAAUUACAGAUACAUUAGAACAGGAAUAUACCGAAAAGCACACUCAAAGCAUUCAAAUACCGUCUCUCCAAACCUCUGAGACCACUGAAACGACAACUGAACAUCCUUCUAAUGAGAUUGAAGAGCAGCCUGAAGAAACUCAAGAACAAGAAGAUAAGGAUGAAAUUGUUACGUUGAGGAAAAGACAAGCCCAGAAUGCGAAGAAAAGAAAAGCCGUUGAGCUACCUUCUGAUUCUGAAAUCGUUGAUUACACAUCAGGCGAAAACCUCUUGGUUUCAAAUAGAAAGAAUACGGAUCACGAAAAGAACAAGAAAAGAAAAUUCGACCCGUAUUCCAUUGAAAACACUGGCCCUAAGGCUAUCAAGAAGAAGGCAAAGCCAACCAAGGGUAAAAACGUAUCAUUCAAACGUUAA
Molecule: messenger RNA, 2241 nt
Organism: Kluyveromyces marxianus DMKU3-1042
Lineage: Eukaryota; Fungi; Ascomycota; Saccharomycetes; Saccharomycetales; Saccharomycetaceae
Gene: RRP6
Product: exosome nuclease subunit RRP6
Exons: 1
Coding region: 1-2241 (746 amino acids)
Biological process (GO): nuclear polyadenylation-dependent rRNA catabolic process; nuclear polyadenylation-dependent snRNA catabolic process; histone mRNA catabolic process
Cellular component (GO): nucleolus; nuclear exosome (RNase complex)
Molecular function (GO): nucleotide binding; 3'-5'-RNA exonuclease activity; nucleic acid binding
Source: RefSeq, a predicted model, not a curated record